AACCUGCCGCGGAUGACACUCGAUUCACUUUCAUUGACUUUAGUGACGUCUUUUUCUAAGAGGUGAACUGUUCGUGCGACGUUCAUGAUCUGAGACGUUUAUUGCGACUGAUUGUUUGCCAGGAUUCAAAGUGACGAUGGCUGACAGUGAACAGAAAGCGAUGCAACUGCUGGCCGAGGCCGAGAAGAAACUCAAUUCGAAAGGUUUCUUCGGCUCUCUGUUCGGAAGUUCUUCAAAAGUUGAAGAGGCUGUAGAAUGUUACCAACGCGCUGCGAAUAUGUUCAAGAUGGCAAAGAAAUGGAGUUCGGCUGGCAGUGCUUUCUACGAAGCAGCAGAAUUACAUGGGAAAGCGGGGAAUCGACAUGACGCAGCUAGUAAUUUUGUAGAUGCUGCAAAUUGCUUUAAGAAAUCUAAUAUAAAUGAGGCUAUCAGCUGUUUGGUGAAAGCAAUUGAAAUCUACACAGAUAUGGGUAGAUUUACAAUGGCGGCCAAGCACCAUCAAAGUAUAGCCGAAAUGUAUGAAAGCGAUGCGGUAGAUCUUGAGAGAGCUGUACAUCAUUAUGAACAAGCUGCCGAUUAUUUUCGUGGGGAGGAAAGCAAUUCUUCUGCCAACAAGUGUCUUUUGAAAGUUGCGCAGUACGCUGCACAACUUGAAAAUUACGAUAAGGCUAUUCAAAUUUAUGAACAGGUUGCUUCUUCAUCUUUAGAAAGUUCUUUAUUGAAGUACAGCGCGAAAGAAUAUUUCUUCCGAGCGGCACUAUGUCACUUAUGCGUCGACGUUUUAAAUGCACAGCACGCGAUCGAACGCUACCAAGAGCAAUAUCCUGCAUUUCAAGACUCUAGAGAAUGUAAAUUAAUAAAGACGUUGAUAGAACAUUUAGAAGAACAACAUCUCGAAGGUUUCACAGAGGCGGUAAAGGAAUACGAUUCAAUUUCACGAUUGGAUCAGUGGUACACAACAGUAUUAUUACGCAUUAAAAAACAAGUUAACGAUAAUCCAGAUCUACGCUGAUCGGUUGUUCCGUCUUCGUACUAUUUCCUGUCGAUGAUAUUAAUCCAAGUCUAUGUGUAUUCUUUUUUAAGUCAUACCCUGCUUUCAGUGGAACUUGUAAAGUAGUUUCAUUUUUUAUACCUAAAUAUAUUUUUCAUAACACCUCCUUGCACAUUUGGCAACUAUUAUACGUUCGUCGAUUCAUUUAAUAUUUAUUCAUAGAAGGUUAUCAUCACAAAGAGUAUGCGAAAUGAACGUCAAGUAUUCUAUGGGAUAUACUAGUUCAAUAUGCCAUUAUAACUGGGCAUACAAUAAAUAUAGAAUUAAAUAAUAUUGGAACUUUGUUGAUAUUUAUAUUUAUAAAUAUAUAAAUAGCUUGCCAAAAAUAAGCGAUAGCUUGUGCGGUUUAAUUUCUACGCAUGCGACCGCGGUGAAUUAUCAUUCCAAAAAAAAAAGAAUAAUUGAUUUUCAUAAGUUGAGCGACUUCGGUAGAUGUGGUGCAAUCUUAUGCAUACGUAUAAUAUUUUUAAUAACUUACUAUUUCUUAUUAUCUAGUGAUUCGGAUUAAUUAUGAACAAUACGAUCGUCUGUUUACUGAAUGAAUUUUUAGGAAUAUCUCCUUUAAAAUUGUUACAACUACUUGAUAAAUUGUCAAUCGUUAUCUUUACACUGCCAGAGUAUCAAACUAACGAAUGUGGAGUGUGCAUUAUUUUUUUUGGUUUUUCUUAUUUAAACUUAUCUAUACAGAAUCAAUUAGUACUGCAUUAAUUUUUAUCAAUUUGCAAAAGAAUAAGAGAGGAAACGAUCACAAUAUGCAUUUAAGUAAGAAUAUAAAAAUUAUAUUUUACCCUACUAAGGUACGUCUAUAUUAAUGUUAAAUGUUUAUUUCACAAAUUGAUGUAUAUGAUAUUUAAGUCUAGAACUAGAUAUAAUGUAGUUCAAAUUAGAGAUGAACACAGCCUUUGAAAUGUUGCAAGUAUGUCUAAUUUAUUUUAUGUUUACUAUUACUUGUGAUUUCAUUACCUCUUCUUAUACUUAAAAUCAGUUCUAAUUUUUUAAAUAUAUUCUUCUGAUGUUUAUAUAAAUAUGUAAUAAAAAAAAAGUUCCAUUGUUAAGUAGGAGGAAUACAUUGCAAUUCGAAUGUAACAGGAACGGAAUUUGAAUGCACAUUAUUUAUGUUUCAUAAUUUUUUGAUUCGGAGAAGUGAUUGAAAUUGUAAAAAGAUCGUAUGGGCAGUUUGUUUUCGGUAGAAGGUCGCAGGAAUUAGAAGUAUGUAAGACGUAGAAUUUACUAUUGUACGUAAUCUUCCACGAAUAAGUUGUUUGUAUACAUUUACAUAUAUAUAUAUAUAGAGGUAUAUGCGUAUAUUAAUUCUACUUUGUCAAUCAAUGAGUACCACUCAUUUAUUAUUCAUUGGUUCCAACGUGAGCGAUAACUAUUUCUCUUAAUAGAAAUACUUAUGUUGUUUACACAAUUGAUGGUAACGCGAGGACACGAUCCGCUUGGCAACGUAAGAGUGUAAAUCUAUUUCUAAAGUGUGCAUCAAUAAUAUUCAGAUUUAUAUCCAACCAUACUAUGUACUACUAGACUAUACUGUAUCAUUUAAUAGUAUCGUUGUAGCACGAUCCAAGAAAUGACUAAUGCGGCCUUGUCCUUUGGAAACUCUGUUAAUUCGCGAAGCUUUGUCGAUAAACGACGGUGUUUCGAUAGGGAGAAUGCCCUGGACACGUAAUUGACUCGUUGAAGCGAACAAAUGUGUAAGAAUGUUUGUUGACCGUGUAUUUGAAAGUUUAUUUCAUUGUUUAUAUUUGUUACAUUCUUUUAUAUUGCGUCUGAGACUGACAUAUUGUUCUUUGUAAUCUGGAAAAGUCAGCGUGAACGUAUAAAAUCGAUACUCUGGAAACGUAUCCCCAACAGUUUUACAUUGCGCCUGUAAAGAUUUAUUUAUUUAUUUAUUCGUAUAAGCAUAUUGUACACAUCAUUUCUGAAACUGUAAUUAAAAUGAAACUACGACACGAUCGAUGUAGACCUUUUGUAACUUGACUGAUAUUGUGAUGCAGGGUGUCUCCGAGAUAUCCAUGAAAAUAUUUAUCAGAAAUGUUCCAUGAUACGUAUCAAUGUAAUGUAAGACACUCUAUGUGACAAAGAAAGUCAAAUUCAAAGCACCGCAGGUUUUUUAAUAGUAACGUUUACAUGCUUCAAGAGCUACACACACCCCACUUAUCGAUAAGGGCAAUAAUAUGUGCAACAAAAAGUAUUUAGAUAACUAGACUGCGGAUUGUAUGCAUUUCUAUCGGACUCUGAUUCUUAGAGCUUACAACGGCAGAAGGUUCAACAAUAUCCAAUGAAGCUUUUAUUUCAUUUCAUUUGAGAGUACAGAAUUGACUGCUUAACGUCACUGUCUGUGAACUAUAUUGUAAAAGUUAAUAUUCCCAUUAACAUCUGCAGUCUACUGAUAACCAUUUUAUAAGAAUGUCCUAUAUAUUAUGCAAUAAAAAUAAUUUAACACUGUACGCAAUUUUCCAAGCUGUAGAAUUGUAGUGGAAUAGACAAUACACGUAAGUUUUAUGAAACUCUGUAAUUUCAUGAAAUUACUUGUUCGAAGCAUGCAUAGUUCCCUUUUUGUUAUAGAAAACUUCUUUACACAGCAUUAACAUAAGAAAAGAAGUUGAAGCUUCUUCCGAGUUAUAUCCUGCGUAGUGGACGAUAUAAAUUAAUAAACUUACUUUGUAAAUAAAGAUAAUUGAUUACCAAAUCUA
This is a messenger RNA of Megalopta genalis, 3750 nucleotides long. It is a transcript of the gene alphaSnap, whose product is annotated as Alpha-soluble NSF attachment protein. Gene Ontology annotation, biological process: intracellular protein transport; SNARE complex disassembly. Gene Ontology annotation, molecular function: soluble NSF attachment protein activity; syntaxin binding. Gene Ontology annotation, cellular component: SNARE complex; vacuolar membrane. Lineage: Eukaryota; Metazoa; Arthropoda; Insecta; Hymenoptera; Halictidae. The record is from RefSeq and is a predicted model, not a curated record.